This is a messenger RNA of Soboliphyme baturini, 446 nucleotides long. The record is from the annotation of a GenBank genome assembly. Lineage: Eukaryota; Metazoa; Nematoda; Enoplea; Dioctophymatida; Soboliphymatidae.
AUGACCCUUUAUCUUUUCCGGCUGCGGAAGCAUGCGCAGAAUGUCUCCGUUCCGAUGCUGAUUUGUCCAAUGUUUGAGCCUCGGCAGAAGAUGAUCAGACGUUUAAGAAGUCUGUCAUUCUUCGCCAUUCCAAGGGUAAUCCUUGCUCCCACUGGUUGUGUCGUUCUCGUGAAGCCUUUUCUGACGUGCUAUAAUGACAUCGUACAGUCCGCCUCCUCCGUUCAGAACGGUAGCGCUCCGUUGCUAACUGGUAUCUUUGUCGUCGUUCCGCCGGUCUUCGUCAGCCGUCGUUGUGCUGCCACGCCCCUGGCUGGCAGAAGUCCCCCAACAGCCUGUGCGGCCCUUGGUAACCCGGGCGACGACCGAGCCGGUAUAAUUUGCGAUGGCGUCAAUACUAUGAGUGGCAGGUUGCUAAAUUUUACGGAGACUUGCCACGGUCUGUAACC